Messenger RNA from Culex pipiens pallens (northern house mosquito), 2781 nucleotides. RefSeq names its product leucine-rich repeat-containing protein 15-like. NCBI's taxonomy places the organism in Eukaryota, Metazoa, Arthropoda, Insecta, Diptera, Culicidae. Gene Ontology annotation, molecular function: protein binding. Bases 75 to 2207 code for a protein of 710 amino acids. The transcript is spliced from 3 exons. The record is from RefSeq and is a predicted model, not a curated record.
CUAGUCUUCAGUCUGAUUUUAAAAGUGGCUGAGGUAACAAGUACUGCAAAAAUUGUCUGUUUCCAUGAUUCACCAUGUAUGAAUUGAGGCCAUUUGCAGCUGUAAUUCUCACAGUUGUCAGUUUGCUGAGCUAUGAUGUCACCGCAGAUGAUAAGAUAUCAGCUUGUAUACAACGAAGUGCGUAUGAUCCAGAGCAGAUUCAACUCACUACCGCUGGAAAUGGCACCACUAGCCUUUUGACAAUUUCGGACCUUCACGAAUCAACCCUACGCAACCAUGUUUUCUACUGCGUUUCCAACGUGGAUGAACUAACCAUCAUAAACAACGAGUUUUCGGCGAUUGAUAAGGAUGCCUUCGCGAAGUAUCAGCAUUUGACGAGCUUAAAUAUGAGUCAAAAUGCCUUCAACACAUUGCUGGACGAUGGAAAGCCGGUUCUUAGAACACUAAAACAGUUGCUCCGUUUGGACCUUAGUUACAAUCAGUUUCGAGUGAUUCUACCAGGCAGUUUUGCAGCUUUAACAAAUCUGACGCAGUUGAUGCUAACCAACAAUCUAAUCGAAUCUAUUCAAUCUGGCGCAUUAGAAGGUCUGCAAGCGUUGGAAGUUCUGGACUUGUCGCGAAAUAAAAUCAACUAUCUACAGUUUGGUGUUCUACGGCAUGUGAAGGGUUUGAAAUUUGUCUCAUUCAGAGGAAACCAGCUGGUGAACUUCAACCGGAGAGUGUUCCAUGGAUUGCGUCAACUGGAAGAGCUGGACUUGAGUGCUAAUCGGAUUGUGAUCUUGCAGGAGUCUAUAUUUGAGUCACUGAUAAAUUUGAAAGUAUUGCUUUUGAAUGACAAUGCACUUGAGAUACUUCCGGACAGGCUGUUUAACUCGCUGGAAAAGUUGGAGUACUUGAGUAUUGCAAACAAUCAGAUAAAAAGUUUGCCAGAGAAUCUAUUCAGUACUUUGACUAGUGUAAAGUUCAUCAAUGCUCAGUCGAAUAAGGUCUCAACAGUAUCAGUGGAGUUGUUCAAGUAUAACAUAAAAUUAGAAGAAGUUAGUGUCAGUGAUAAUUUGAUUAAUUUUAUCCAUGAAGAUACCUUCAGAUACAACAAACAAUUGAAAAAUGUUGACAUCACAAACAACAGGAUAAACUCAUCGUUUUCGCUCAAGUUGCCCCAAAAUAACAGUGUUAAUUUAUACCUAAGUGGAAAUAACUUUGAAAGUUUCAAUAUUCAAGGAAAUGUGUCCCACCUGGCAAUGUGUAACAACAGUAUAACAGAGGUAAAGGACAGUGAUUUCAAGCUGCAGUCACAUUUGAAUAGCCUUUUUUUGGACCACAACUGGAUUAGGUCGAUUGCACGAAAUGCAUUUUCUGAUCUUUCACAGCUGGAAGAGUUAAGUUUAAACUGCAAUCCGGUUGGGCAACUGGAAUCGUCGACAUUUGAAAAUUUGCAUUCGCUUAAAGUUCUUGACAUGACGGACAUGGAUUUGAGGGUAGUUACGGAAGAUUUAUUUAAAUCCCAGAGUCAUCUCAACAUUCUUAGACUGGGCAGCAAUCUGUUGCAUGAGAUUCCAGAGGACAUUUUUUCGUCUAACGUUGAACUGCAAUAUCUCAGCUUAGAAAACAACAAAAUUAUCAAUCUAAGCAGGAAGUUAUUCAAGAAUACGUCAAAUCUUUCCAGUUUGUACAUUCACGAUAAUGACUUAGAAAAGUUGGAGGAUGGCAUAUUUGAUGGGUUGGACAAACUGACUGUAUUGGCAUUGCAAAAUAAUCGACUUUUUGAAAUUAACAAUCGAGUUUUUUCGGGAGUAUCCAAUCUGGAACGCAUCGGUCUCCACAGUAACAGCAUCUAUAAAAUGUCGGAAAAAGCGUUCCGAGGUUUGCUUUUGCUGAAAGUAAUUCAUUUGUACGACAACCGCAUCAAAGAAAUUUCGCCAAAUCAAUUUGAGGAUAAUUUGCUGCUCGAGGAAAUAGUCUUAAGAGAUAAUCUAAUUGAUGAGCUGCCACAGAAUACAUUCCGAUCCUUAUCAAUCAAAAACAACCGCCAAGAAUCUCGGAAAGCCGAGAACUCCCCAGAGUCCAGCGGUGCUGUAGGCAGAUUGGGAACCUGCUGCGGAAAGAUGGUGGCGGGGUGGCCACUUCGUGCAGUUAAACCAUACCAAACCAGACAGCAUCAGCAGACACUUGAGAAAAAAAAGUCAGUCGAUAAUUGCUUGUGGUAAUUCUUCCGCUGCCACCGUUUGAGAUCGUUACGCUCGGAUCCCGCAAGGCCCCAGGGGGUCCACCUCACCGUUUCGUGAAGGCGCGGAUUUAAACAGGAUGUUCUGGAACUCCCGGGCAUCAGCACGGCUGACUGACGGCUGCUGCUGCUGCUGCUGCUGGAUGGCCAAAAACAACCCCGAAAAAAAGAAAAAAGAGAAAAUCGAUUCUUUGCGAUACGGGAGCCAAGGAACGUCUAAAAAAUGAUCAUAAUUAUCCGUUAAUAAUCGUAUAAUAAAUAGAUGAAUUAUGAUCGAAUUUAGCUACGCGAGGAAUCCACGGUCCAAAAUCUAGGCGCAAAGGAAGAGAAAGAUACAGGCGCAGACACAGGGGCCAAAAACGGCCAAACGGCACAAGUGGCCAGUGUGGUUACCGGUUAGGGUGGUACCAAAUCGUUUUCGACAGACAAAUGAAAUUUAUUCCUCAUUACGGUUGAGGAAUGGGAGAUUGGGUGUGUAUUUGUACUUGGAGUUGGAGUUGGCUUAAAUUUAGCAACUUUACUUAGAUAUUUUUGUUGCAGUUGGAUUUGGAAGAGUA